AUGGAUUCUAUAUGGGUUAUUGUGGAUAUAUUAACUAAGUUUGCUCACUUUUUGCCUGUGAGGACUGUUUAUAAUGCUGAUAGACUUGUUACUGUUUACAUUAAUGAGAUUAUUCAAUUACACGACGUUCCUGUUUCCAUUGUGUUGGAUAGAGAUUCUAAGUUUAUUACUACAAAGAAUAUUCAAAUCAUCCAACAGAGAUUGAAAAUUGCUCAAAGCCGACAAAAGAGGUAUGCGGAUCAAAGAAGAAGAGACUUAGAAUUUGAGGUUGGGGAUUAUGUUUUUAUCAAAGUCACUCUAAUGAAAGGGCAAACAAGGUUUGGGAAAAAGGGAAAAUUGUCACCCCGGUACAUAGGACCAUUCCAAAUUUUAGAAAGAUUGGGUCAUGUUGCCUAUCAGAUUGAUUUACCACCGGGCAUGGAGCAAGUGCAUAAUGUGUUCCACGUGUCAAUGUUGCGAGGCUACCUUCGGGAUCCUUUUCAUGUUAUUAACUAUCAUCAGAUUGUGCUAGAUGAUGAUAUGGUAUAUGAGGAGAAACCUGUUCGGAUCCUUGACAGGCAAGUCAAGCAAUUAAGGAACAAGACUAUCCCGAUGGUUAAAUUCGAAUGGAAGGAACAUUAUGGAAAGAAAGCCACUUGGGAAUGA
Messenger RNA from Camellia sinensis, 645 nucleotides. The record is from RefSeq and is a predicted model, not a curated record. NCBI's taxonomy places the organism in Eukaryota, Viridiplantae, Streptophyta, Magnoliopsida, Ericales, Theaceae.